This is a messenger RNA of Astrephomene gubernaculifera, 6221 nucleotides long. NCBI's taxonomy places the organism in Eukaryota, Viridiplantae, Chlorophyta, Chlorophyceae, Chlamydomonadales, Astrephomenaceae. The record is from the annotation of a GenBank genome assembly.
UGGCGGGCAGCAGGGCGGGUAUGGGUCCGCGGGGUCGCGAGGAGCGCUGCCACCGCCGGGGGGGCAGCAGGGCUGGCAGCAGCAGAAGCGGUAAUGGGGGGUGUAGUAGGAAGGUGUAGGUUAUAGGAUGGAGAGAGAGGUGAGGCACUGCACCGGAGGUGGGGAGCAUGUACGUGCAAUGUGUGGGUGGUUAUGGUAGGUAGUUAGGAACUUAAGAGGAUGCGGCGGUGCAGGACAGGAAGGUUUGCAGCUGAUGGGGGCUGCAUUACGUCCCAGACAUCGCAGUCAGGCGAGGAGCGUUGUGUCCCGCUGAUUUGGGUCGGGAGUGUUUUGCAGACUGGCAGGGGUUUCCAGGGGUGCCCUUGAGAGAGGGGCGGGUAGCAAGGCGCAUAAUGCCAUGGUCACUUGUGUCUGUAGCCGUACGGUGGGGUAGAUAGCAACUAGGGACCAAAGUGACGCGUCUUGUAAUUUGUAUUUGUACGAACGUGGAGCACGAGCGAUGGGGGAAGAGGAGUGGGGAUGUGGUGGGCUACCCGGCCUAGGACUUAGGGAAGGCGGUUGCUUGACGAGGACAGCUGGGGUUGCUUCCUCAACGUAAUGUGAGCGGGCGCCUUCCCCAAUUGGACCUUGCAGCGGCACAGCACGUUACCGACAUUGUGCCUUUGAAGGACAUGCAUUGUGGCCGUCUUGGAUCUUCCCUUUCAGUGAUGGCUUGGACUUGUGCUUUGGGGUCCCGGUGCGCUGGUGCUUGCGCUCAAGUGUCGUUUUACAUGCAACAUCAGUUACAAAAAAACUCUCAUGUGCGGUGCUGCUGCUCUAUCAGUUGACCCAUCCACGCGGCUAGCAACAGCUGCCAAGCCUUAGCAGCAAGGGGAGCUGUCGGUUGGUUGUAGUACCGAAUAGGAAGCGGAAGUUACACUGGAGGACAGUAGCUGAGACCAUCGUCAGACGAACCGGCGACCGUUGCAAUUGUUAACGUCACAGUAGCGUCUGAACUAGUUGCGUAGAACCUUUGUCCGAAAGCAGCAUGUGACACCUCCUCCGAUUGGCUUUCUUACAAACACGGUCAGUUGAGCGGCCGUCAGCACUGCAAUGUACGCAAACUGAUUACAAAGCUCAGACGUUGUUCAUACAGAGGCAACAAUCUAACCUUACCUCACCUAAGCGGCCGCACAUUUUACAUCACCUUUCUAACCAAAGCGUCUGUCAAGAGUGUUGCAAUGCCAACCUAGGCUAGCGGAUGCGCAGCCAUCACCUUUCCCUUAGCCUGCGUUCUUCAGCAUACAGCUAAUAUAAACCGGGUGAUUGGAGAACGCAAAUGUCGCGUGGGAAUGGGCAGAGGAAGCGGAGACAUGGGGAUGACGUUCAUGGUGCUUUGGAGGCUCAUGUUCGUGACUUCCUGCAAGUCGCGUCGCUUAGGAGUCAGGACAAGAAGCUGUUGGCAUGGUCUCUGGGAGAACUGGCAUGGUUUUGCUACAACUGUGCUGUCGAGCAGCUCGGCGCAGGGAUGCCCGCAGUGAAGAAAGCCCUCCAAGAGGUUGACUUUUACCAAGCAGCAAGGCACAUCGCUUUGGAGCGGGACAUCCUAGAUCAAAUCCCCGAAGACGCGCUGCGUCGCGUGAGUUCCAAGAUGGCAGCUCGAUUCUGGGAGUCCCGUCUUUCGGAAGCCAUCGUAUCCUUUAUCGCGCUCGGCGCAGCAGGUGCAGAGGGCUAUCACGAGUUCAACGUCAGUGCUGCGAUGCGGUAUCAGCCUGCGGCCCGCACCAACACACCCUCUGCAGCGCCUGCGUAUCAGCCCACGACAGCUGGAGCAGCAUCCGCUCCCAGACGCCAAUCUGCUCCACCAGCACCCUCAGCAGCUGCAGCUGCUUCCAUCCCAGGCACCGGGUCUGCAGAAGCAGCCGCAGGCCCCAGCGAGCCCCCAGCCCGGCGAGCCGUCCGCAGCCACGGCACCCAGACCUGGGCACCUCCCAGCCCGCCCCGCGGCUACCCCAGGCCGCCGCAACCGGCAGCAGCUGCUGCUGCUGCUGCUGCCCCCAUUAAGCAGGAACCUCCGCCUGGCUCCGCUCCCGGCCCCAUAGCCCCUCCAGCUAGCGCCCAGGCGGGUCCCUCUUCCCGUCCACCAGCUGCCGCUGCGGGCCCGACGAGGGCUGCUGCGGGCCCGGCGGCGGCGGCCCACAACAGUGUUUCCGUUGCCGCUGCUGCUGCUCCCGCACCUCACCCCAGGGUAGAUGGAGGCGAGCAGCGGGCAGGAGGACGGCCCCGGCCUCCCCCUCCCGGCGGCGGCUGGGUGCCGGUACGGGACCGCAACCUACCACCACCGCCGCCACCGCCACCGCAGCAGCAGCCGGUGCAUGCUGCAGCCCCGGUGAAGGAGGAACAGCAGCAGCAGGAGCAGGAAGACGAGGAGCCGGUGCAUGCUACGCAGCAGUCGGCGCCCACGUACGACAGACAACAGCUGCGUCAGCAACUGCUGCUGCGCGCCCCGGCGCCGAUGGCAACGGGAGCAGCAGCGGCAGGAGCAGCAGCGGCAGGAGCAGCAGCGGCAGGGGCGUCAUCACAGCUACCACCCCCACCACAGCCGCAGCCGCAAUCCCAUGACCAUCACGACCCUCCUCGCAAUGACAACGACGACGACAACAGCGGCGCCCAGACGGUCAGCAUGGCGUGCCAAACCACGCCCGCUAGCAAGGCUGCUGCUGCAGCUGCCGCAGCCGCCGAUAGAGCUGGCUACAGCCGUUUCUAUGAGCCCGGCAACAGGCAGUCAAGCGUACCCUUUCCCCGCUUGCACGAGCAGCAGGAGCGGGAGCAGGCGCAGCGGCGACAGAGCUAUCCAGCAGCACAUCAGCAGGGACGCCACCACCGGCACGAGCAAGGACCACAGGCGCCACAGCCCGCACACCACCACAGACAGCAGCAGCCAGCAGCCCCUGUCGCAGCGGAGCAGGCAGCAGCCGGGCCCUCCGGAUCCCGACAUCCCAACCCAGAUCGCACGCAGCCUCAUUCCUCCCAGGGCCCCAGCAGCCACCACCAGCACCGCGACCGCGACCGCCGUGAGUCCCAUGCAGGCAGCCAACACGCCCCGGCGUCUAACCGCUCCACGGCGCCUCGCCCACCUCCCCCGCCGCCACCUGCUGCCCCCGCUGCCGCUGCUGCUUCAGCGGCUGCCUCCCUGCUGCCCCCACACCUCCGCCCCGCAGCAGCAGCAACCCAGGCAGCAGCAGGCGCCCAGACGUCCGGUCAACAGGGCGGCCGCCAACCGCAGCAGCAACAGCACCACAAUUACCAACAACCGCCUCUACCGUCCCAGCAGCAGCAACAACAGCAGCCUCAAGACCGGACCGGACCCCCAACAAACACCCACCAGCCCCAGCAGCAACGACAACACCCGCACCAAGAGCAACACCCACAACCACGCAUGGGCGGGCUUCGCGGCGUCCCACUAGCCCAUCGCUCCUCCCCCGCCGCUGCGGCCUUCCUCUCGCCUCCUGUUGACUCUUCCAGCCCCGACCCCGCCUCCACCAUCGGAGUUACGGUCGCUAGCACAGGCGUCAGCAGCGGCACCGGGACAGCAGCAGCGCGACGCGUCAUCGCCGCCACCACCACCGCUGCUGACGACCCACAUGCGGACGCGUCCAUGGCGGCCGCGAUGGCUGCGGCGGUGGCUAUGGCUGGGAGAGGUGCGGGUGCGGGUGCGGGCCCUAGUCGUCCGGGGGCUGCUGCUGCUGCUGGGGCCGCGGCUGCGGCGGCAGGCGGCAGCGCGGGAGGAGGAGCUGCAGCAGCAGCAGCAACGGAUGGCGGCGAGCCGUCCUUUCAGGCGCUGCGAGGCGAGUUCAACCGGCGACGCAACAAGGGCGCACUGGAGAGCAAGCUGCGGAAGCACCUGCAGAAAAUGGGCAACAGUAUGAUCAAGAAGUACUGCCUGCAUGACGGCCUGCCCUGGACGCUGCUGGACCUGGCUUGCUACGGGGUGGCCCUGCAGAAGCUGGCUCCCACAGCUCCCCUGGACUACAACGCAGCUGUCCGCUUCCUCGCUCACGCCAACGGCUGGCAGCCUGGCGCCGCCGCCGCGGGGCAUCAUCAUGCGGGGGGUGGCAGCGCUGCCGCCUCCCCCCAGCUCCCCUCAGCUGCCCUGGUGGAUAAGGUGUCCGGGGUGAUGCGGACGGCUGCAGCCAAGUACGAUCUGGGUCGCUUCAUUGAGAAACAGAGGAGCAAGAAAGGCGGGGGCGCAGCCGGCGCCGGCAACCAGGGGGUGGGAUCUGGAGCGGCGGCGGGUGCGCCGGCAGGGGCUUCCGCUGCGCCGCAUCAGCUGCCGUACAACCCACAAGAGCAACAAGGCCAGCAUGUACAGGCCAUGUUGGUGGGCGGCGCGGCAGCGCAUGGUGCAGAUCCAGCAGCAGCAGCUGCUGCUCCAUCGCAUCAUCAACAUCAUCACCACCAGCAGCAGCAGCAGCCCCAUCCCUCUCACCACCAAGUCCACGCCGGCGGUAGUGCCGCUGCCGCCAUGCAGCCCUCAGCUGACCCACGGGUCACCUCCCAGCACCGAGAACGGCAGAAGAGGGACAUCCUGGGCAUACAGCGCAGGUCGGGGAGCGGUGCGGACAUGAGCGGUCUGGAGGGGCGGCUGCGCGCGCACCUGGCUCGGUUGGGCAACAGCAAGCUGCGGCGUCGCAACGUGCGGGAGGGGCUGGGGUGGAGCCUGCUGGAGCUGGUGGUGUUGGACCGGGACGUGAGGCUGCAGCAGGGCUGUGACGCGCUGCAGGAGGGAGAGGUGGCUCGACGGCUGGCUCAGUCCAAGCUGCCGGCGGGGCAAGAACUGCCCGCGUCCACCCUGGCCUCGGUGUCUGCUGCCAUGCGAGAAGCUCAUGCCAAGUACCAGCUGGGCCCGUUUGUGGCGGCAGAGGUGGAGAAGCGGCGCAAACGGAGGAGGGGGAGCGGGGCAGCAGCAGCGGGAGGGGGGGCAGCGGCUGCAGGAUCAGCAGCAGCAGCAGGCCAGGUCUGAAGGCCAGAGUAGCCACCACCACCACCCCCUGUGGCAGCCGAGAUGGAGAAGAGGCAGCGCAAGCAGGGGGGAGUUCGUACGUCCCUGAGGACGAGAAGCGUGCGGCGCGGUGCGGUGCUGCGAACGCUGCGGGUGCGCAGAUAGACCGGCGCUUUUCUAUUUUGUUAACUUAUGGUGACUGCUGCAAGUGCGGCCCCUGGUACAUAGCAACAGACAUGACCUGGCCUCGCCUGGACGCAAAUCCGGGUUGCAGCUGUUAUAGUAGACCCGUUGUUUGGUGGGUUAGGGCAGCUGGCUAGCGACUGGCGGGCAGCGGAGCGGUGGGGGGCUCGGAGGAGAGGUGGUAGGGUCGCAUGCAUGCCGGGGCGCGCUACCGGACCAUGUUAGGGCCGCUAUUUCCUCCGAUUCCUCGGGUCCACGUCAGCCUGCGAGCUGAGCCCGGCAGCGAAGAGGCUGAUGGGCAGGCGUUGCAUGACUGGCUGAGAAACGUAGAAGAAGCAUUUGUAAAUAAAGCGUCAGGUGUCACCGGUUACGUCCCGUAUACAUCCUGGUUUUUGCGCGCUGGGAAGGCUUGAAGAGAAAGGAACUGGAGGAAUGGGACGACAGCAUGCAGGGGCGCGCUUGCAUUAUUUGGUGUAGGGGCUACAAGGGGGGAGCUCUAGGCGAGUGCGAAAUCCGCGGAAGUAUCAUGGGCCACUGUCGUCGCUGAGCCGUGUGACGUGUGCAAGUGGACGACGUUUAAAAUGUGCGGCGCAGGGCGCAGGUGCUUUUGUCGCGACACCACGGCUGUGUUAAUCAGUUGUUGGGGCUGUGGCGCGUGUACCUUGUGUGUAGAGGAGGUGCUAUGCGUUAGUGCUUCUGCCGUUCGUGUCUUUGCGUGGCCUUCAAACCUUAUCAGCAGCUUGUCUCACAGUCUCAAUGCAGCAUACGUAACACGGGCCGCGAUGCAUGUUGUUGUGUGCUACUGCCGUACGGGUGUAGGAGCCACACGUGUCGUUAGCGCAACCUCACACCACAGCUCACAGCUCAGCCACAGUGCUUGACGGCAGCACUGGUAGCGACGGCAGCGGCUCCACGGGUUAAUGUUUUUAUUACCGGUAUGGACGACGAUGGGUAUAUCAGUUUCCACAGAGCUGUAAAAACAGCCGUAGCCCCUGCUUAGGACAGGACCGCGUGACGAGAACUGCACUGACGAGGCAUGUGUACGACGACAACCCUU